AUGCCAACUAUAUCCUCCGCUCAUCUUGACCAAGACUCUCCUCCUUCCUCACACCUUCUUUACUCUCAAUCUCCCCCAUCUGUUGAUCCUAUCCCGGUCUCUACCUCCCCGGUUGAAACUCGCCCUCGUACUGCUUCCGCUCCCUCCCUACAGCACAACUCCGCACCCUCCGCUGUUGUCGCCCCCUCCCAACCCGCCACCACCACCACCACCACCACCACCAACAACACCCCAACCGGAUUCACAGGCUCAGUAAUUGGAUCCAUUUCACGUCGCAAUCGCCGUUCAUUCGCUGCGUUAGCUCGUGAAAAGACUUCCAACGCCCUUGCGAACCUUUCCUCCAUAGGAGCGCCGAAUUACCCCCUCCGCUCCUCUGCCUCAUCGGGAAGCCUGUCGAAACAUUCGCGCAAGGCCUCGCAGGUCAGCGUCAGCGAAGCGCCAGGUGCCACGCCGUUAACUCCGCCAUUGUCGGACGGUAGCGCCAGUAGUGAAUGGUCCAGUCCCGCGCCCUUCGACGCCGCUACUAGCCGUUCUUCCCCGGCCGUGGUUGAACAACAGACCAGUUCUGUUGAGAGGCGCCGUUACACCCUCCAGCGUGCCCCGUCCCCACUUGAGCAACUACCCGAAGUCGGACCUACCGUAUCUCCCGCCAAGAUGCAUCAAACAUCCUCGCGGUUAUUGCGUAUGACGGAGGAUGACCGUCCAUUCACAAAGGAUUUCAUGGACUUAUUCUCGACAUUGAUGGUCAGCUUGAAACUGGAUUCGCAUCGUGUGCGGUUUACGAAAUAUGACCACUCCUUUACCUCGGAAGAAGCCAUCAACAAUCUCGGCUCUCUCAAGUUCUCCCAGUCGAACCGUAUGCCCGACCCUAAAGAUCCUUCGCGUAUCGUUACAACCACAACGACUACCACCUUUUCCAUGGCCAAGGAAAUGGCUCGUUCAGUAUGCCAGCGUUUUGUCGAUGCCCGCUUCAUCGAGGCCGUGGAUGGCAAAUCGGCACAAAUAUUUCCGUUGAAGGGCGCCUUGUACCAGCUUACGCCGAAGGGAAUUAAUAUCUUGCAAAGAUUCUGCCAGAGGAACGGUAUCACUGCCCGCCAUGUGAUUGACGUGCUGGAGUCGCCCCGCAACACGAUGCAAUUGGUCAACCUGGAGCGCGAUACCGAUACAGACAAGCUGUCACACGAUCGAGCGACUAUUGAGGUCAUCUUUCGCCGGUUUGCGGGGCAGGAUGGUCCCAACGUGAAGAGCAGCAUCUCUACUUCAGAUUCGGAUUCCCUGAGUGAUUACUCUAACGGCUUGGUUGGUGUGAAGAUGGCGAAGGAGCGCAAGAUCAACGACAAGAUCGUCAUCAACACGUUCACCGGAAAAGCCGCGGUCGAUUGGUUGAUGGAUUGUUCCACCACAAUUGAGCGCCGUGAGACCGUUCUCAUUGCCGAGCUUUUCGUCAAGUACGGCUUGAUUACGAUGCUGCAGGAAGACCGCUUCAUCAACCAACCAGAUGACUCGAUAGUUGCGUUCCAGCCUUCGAAGAAUGCGAUCUACGGCAUCACGGACCGGGGCCAGCGAGUUUGCGGGUGGAUCGCACGGGACAAGUCUCGUGAAACCACCAUGUACGACAAUCGUGGCAUCCCGAAGGACUCCAACAAUGCCCGUUUGAACCACAUUCUUCACGACCCUGCCCUACGACUCCUGUUCCGCGAGUUCCUUCGCUUUUCCCUCUGUGAGGAGAACCUGUCGUUCUACCUCGACGUGUCUGAAUUCACUUCAGCCUACCACAAGGCAGAGAAGUUGGGCACAUUCAGGAAGCCGGAUGCUGUCCGUGAGACACUGGCUGCAGCAUAUGGUCUCUACAAUGCGUUCCUGGCACCGGGAUCCCCUUGCGAACUCAACAUCGAUCACGCGCUGCGCAACAGUCUGGCAAGCCGCAUGACCAAGGCCGUGGGCGACGAUGAGUCGAUGCUUAAGAGUCUGCAGGAGGUGGUGCAUCUGUUUGAGAUGGCUCAGACCUCGGUCUUUAAGCUGAUGUCAAGUGACUCCGUUCCCAAGUUUCUGCGUGAUCCGAAGUGUGCCAGCAUCCUUCAGGAACAUGACGUUGACCUGAUUGGUGCCCCCCGGGCUUACUCUCCCACGCCUGCUCCAGUUCCGGAGCGCUCGGCGAGCCGCUCAGCACGGUCAUGAUAGGGGCAGCAUGUGUGUCAUGCAGGGAUCCCAAUCCUGUCCGAACAGGCCUUCACCUUGGUGAUUACUAAAAGAUCUGACGGCACGUGGCUUGCACUCGGACUUCGCCGAUCCAAGAUGAAACACACUCUUACUGCACAGCGCGGUGUUAAUUGACGGAACGACUUGAACAUGAUUUUACUUUUUGGCUUGAUCUGAGUUGCCAGUCCAAUGUCGACUAGGCACCGGUCUAGCCAACACAUCCUUCCCACCAAAAGCUUGGGAGCACUCCCAAACCUCCUGACACGACAUGAUACACGUUAUGCGUCUCCGAUACGAACGCUCUCCCGUUUCUAUAAUCUCUUUCUCUUCAAUUGCCGCUUGGUCCCCGCCCACGCCGCUUGCCAUUGACGACAGGGCAUUUCAUGGGGUUACCAAGUCCGCACGACCAAUGACAGAC
Messenger RNA from Aspergillus neoniger CBS 115656, 2617 nucleotides. RefSeq names its product developmental regulator FlbA (gene flbA). The record is from RefSeq and is a predicted model, not a curated record. Gene Ontology annotation, biological process: intracellular signal transduction. NCBI's taxonomy places the organism in Eukaryota, Fungi, Ascomycota, Eurotiomycetes, Eurotiales, Aspergillaceae. The transcript is spliced from 4 exons. The coding region runs from base 1 to 2178 and encodes 725 amino acids.